CCCGCGUUGUUCGAGCGCGUGUUCUCGUAUCCUCCCUUUGUACCUUCGAAGGUCUUGGUUUUGUUUGCAAAAAAUCCAUCUUUUUCGAAAGAGUAAAGCUGAAAUUAGCGAUGAAAGUGAUUGUGUGUUUCGGGGAGACUCGUAUUUUAGUUCCUUGUGAUACAGGCGAAGAUACAACCGUGAAAGAAUUGAGCGAAAUAGCUGUCGCAAAAUUCAAGAAAGUCACCAACAAGGUAUAUUGCGCCAUUAUCCUACUGUAACCUCGUAGUUUCGCUCAAAGUACCUACAUCACCUUGGACUUGGUAGUAAAUACAGUUCUAUUUACCUUUGGCGAUUGUUUUUGUCGAUGUUAUUGUGAUUUCACACCUUCUUUUAUGCUUUGUAUAGCAUUUCGUGUUUUGUAUUUGUCGUGGGUUUGGCUGUUUGCGACAGAUAUUUUGUGAUAAUGAUUUAUACAUGCCAUGGUUGUCGAGUGUCUUGUCUCUUCCUUGGCCAAUGAGUUUGACCUAUAAAAUUGACCCGCUAUUUUUUGUGUUUCUUUUGCAUUGAUUGUCGUUGAUUUUGGAGGUUUUAUACAUAGAAGAAAGGGCGAAAAAUAAUUGUGGCUGUGUACAUUGGAUAUUUUUGCAUAAUUUUGUUCAUCUUGGGGCCAGUUGAGUUGUUCAAAAGCCGAUAUAAAGCCAACCCUAGGUUUGUAACCUGAAAUUCAAAGCAAACUUCCUAAUAGCUUGUUUACAAAUUUGGAAAUAUGUCUUCGCAAAUCUUGUCUGGAUCAAUUAGCCUUUCUCACGAAGGCCAAAAUGUCUGCCCUCGUGAAAGAUUCUAGACAUUUCAAACAACGUGAAAAGCGACAGUUGUAACUGUAAAUUUACCAUUAUACCAACAGCUGAAUACUAAAAAGUUGUAUUUUGUGGUGUGGAGACACUCAAAUGUGGGAGAAGCAUUACCCCAAAAAUGGAGGCAAAAUUGGCUGCAGUGACAGAAAUUCACUUUGCCCCCCCCCCAAUGGGGGGCAAAGUGAAUUGUCCCCCCCCCCGGUGGGGGGCAAAGUGAAUUGUCCCCCCCCCCGGUGGGGGCAAAGUGAAUUUUCUGACAAACCCCAAAUUUCUGACAAACCCCAAUUUUCUGACAAACCCCCGUUUGCACUCAAAAAGACUGUUUUUAGUCCUCCGUUAGGUCAAAAUUUCCGAAAAUUCAUCAAUUUUCCGUGAAGGUGGGAGGCGCCCUCCCCACCAACUGAUUGGCCGUGAGAAAGCCUAAUGUCAGAAAUUUCUGAAUAAUGAAGCCGGAUGUCAGAAAUUUCCUUGGGGGGGGGGUGCAGAUCUUUUCUGGAAUGAUUCACUUUUAGAAUUGAAUAAAGCCACCAGAUCUCACUGACACUUUGAUUUUUCAGAAUCCAGAUGAAGACAUCAAAAUAUCAUAUCUUAAGACUCAAUCUGAAGGAGCGAUGGUUGAUCCUGAUGAUAAAGUUGCUAAUGUUGCAGAGGAUAAAGAGAUUGUAAGUGAUUAAAAUAAUAUAUUAAUAGUAGCAUAAAGACAUGGAAAAAUAUCUGGGUUUCCAGUUAAAUGUUGAGUCACUUGUAAUGCAUUUGUAUAAUUAUACAGUUUACCGCAGUAUUGGAAGAGCCAUUGCCGACUCAGCUUCCGCUGAUCAACACAAGUAAUGGACAACUUGUUCUGGCUGUGAUCAACAAUGAUGGCAGUCAAACCACAGAUUCCAUUGCAAGUUCACUUCAACUUGGCUCUGGUGGAAACCUUGGCAAUCUUUCACCAGUAUUUGCUAACGCCAUAAUGGGAAUGUUGCAACAGAGCAUGUCCCAACAACAACCUGGUGUGUCCCCUACCACAGCAACAGGAAACACAAGCAAUCUUCCUCAACUGCAACCUGCCACACAAGGUAUUUAAUAAGUUUCAGAGCUGCCAAGUUCAGACAAUUAAAACCCUGGAAGUCCAUUAUAAACAGAAUCAUGGGCGGAGGGGGCGGCAGCCCCCAAGUUUGUUGGGCAAACAAAGCCAGUCAGGCAAUAUUCGCUUCACAGUCUGGCAAUAUUGGCUUAUUAUAAAAAUAAAUUUUGUCAAUUUUGUGGGAAAUUCUGUCAAUUUUGUGGGAAAUAUGCUAUAUAAUAGGAAUUAUUCGUAAUCAUUCCUCCCCCAUUGACAACAAUUUUGGAAAGUUUCUCCGGAAAAUUUUUUUGACAACUCGGGCACAAUCCGAAAAAGUCGGGUGGCCCCCCUAAUUUUUUCCUUCCUGUACGCCCAUGAACAGAAUGGGGAAAACAUGAUCGCAUGCAAUUCAUUGUCAUUCCCGGCCUCUAGUUCAAUACAUUUUCUUUAUUUUUCAGCUGAGAAUGAUGAUAAUGCAACUGAGGAAGGUGAGGAAUCUGACGGCAAGGAUGAGAAGAAAGAUUUCAGCUGUGAUCAAUGUCUCAAGAAAUUUAAACAAUCUUGGAAAUUGCGUCAACAUUUAAUUGCUCAUGCCAGACGAGAUGAAAUGAAGAAGUAUGAGUGUGACAAGUGUGCCGCCUCAUUCAUUUCAGAAUGGCUGCUUCUUCGUCAUGCCAAAAUUCAUACAGGUUUGUUUGUUUUAGUUUACUAUUUGCUUUAAAUUUAACUUGAGCAUGAAUGAAAGGAUGUUUAUUUUAUUUCAUUACAGGCACAACCAAGCCUCGUUUCUGCUUGGUGUGUAACCGAGCAUUUCGAGGAUCCACAGAUCUCAAAGUGCACAUGCGCACUCACACUGGCGAAAAGCCAUUCAAAUGUGAAACCUGUGGAAAAGCCUUCGGGGACCGUUCGGCUCUCCGUCGGCACACAAUGACGCACACCGGAGAGAAACCUCGGCCUUGCCCGCACUGCCCGAAGGCUUUCAGGCAGACCGCGCCUCUCAUUCAUCACAUGCGACAACACCAUAAUAUCGAUAUUCGACGUCGUUGUGAUGUAUGCUAUAUGUCGUUCUGCGAAGAUGAACCUUACCUGUUGCAUAUGGCUAAUGUUCAUCAUAAGAAUAUCACAUUGGAAGAGUUAAAGAAGGAUGAAGGUGACGGGAGUAGUGGGAUGGAAAUGGAACAACAAGAACUUGAGAAUGAAGAGGGCGUUGAUGGUGAAGGUAUGUAUUCAAUGUUGCCAACUUUUCAACUUGAUGCUUCGGGGAAAUGGAUCCCAGAAUUGAAUUUUUCAUGCUCAAGUUAGGGUAGCUACAGGUACGUAUAGCUUUUCAGAACAGUGAUGUUCAUUAGCUCCAUUCAGCAAUUGCUUUUGUGUUCAGACGAAUGAAGUUGCUUCGUUCUUUAGACAAUCGCCGUCCAGUUGAAGGAGGUUUUCAAAACGACCCUGAAAUUAGUCUAUCCUCAAAGUCCAUCCUUUUUGGACAGUUAGGUCGCGGGUUAUAAAGCUUUGAAAAUUUUGUGUUUUGUAUAGUAGAAUUUCUUCUGUAAGGAGAUAUUUCAUGGUCGCUUUGACCACAAAACACCAUGCCUUAUUUCACCAUACAUUUUACCUGAAUAUCUAUCAGGCCAAAAAAAAAUAUGUGGGUUUCCGGUUUCCCGACCCUACCUAGCUUUUGGACGUCGAAAUCCCGACCCUAAACUUUUUUAUUGGAUCAUGCUUGUAAGCGUUUCCACUUAGAGGAAAAACUUUGUGGAAAAUUGAAAUUUGAGGCAAUAUUAGGGAAAUUUAUCUUUGGAUGUGGAAGCACUGACUAAACAAAAUGCCGUCCGGUUGUUCGGAAAAUUUUAAAAAAAAGUUUAAAAAAAAAGUUAAAACCGACCUACGGCUACCCUACCUAAGUUUUUAUAAGAAGAAACCGGAAACCCACAUAUUUUUUUUUGGCCUCGCCUGUAUAUCAAGGUGUAGUUGGUGAUGAUGAUCAAAUGGUAGGUGAUGGUAUUGAGAAUGGUAAACAUGGCAUGGUGAGCAACGCACAUUUGGUUCAACAUUGUGAUGACGAGGUUAAGGAUGGGGAGAACAACGAGCAAGUUGUCGCUGAGAGAAGUCUACAAGACGCGUGAGUGAAAUCUUUUGAAGAAAAAUAUAUAUUGUGUGGUGUUUAUUGAUGCCAGUGAGAAGGUAUAUAAAAAUAACCGCUAUGUUCGUCUUGCAGAUACAUUACUGACUCUGGCGAUGGAGAGCAAGGUGAAUCUAUCACCAUCACAGCUGUUGCAGCUGGUCAAGACGGCCAGGAAAUAGUCUUGCCUGCUGACCUGGUUGUAGCCCAUCAGCUCAUCGCCGUUCAACAGUCAAACAUGGAUGUUUAAGAAGCAUUAUGUACAUUUCAGACAAUAUGAUUUAUGUACAUGUUAAGUUGAUUCAUCAGUAAUUGUUCUGGAAAUGAGAAUUUGCUAAAACUUCCCAGGGGUGAAGUUUAUAAUAUGCUCAUAGUAAAAAAAGAAGAAAAUAGUCAGGGUUACCGAACUCGUUUCAACUACCGUAUAUGACAAGUGCAAUAUGCCACCUCUUCACCCAUAUGGCGCUAUCUUGACCCAUUUAUGUGUUAACAAGGAUCCUAUACUGAUGCCUAUAACAAGGAUCCUAUACUGAGUCUAUCUACUGAUUAUAUACUAGAAAACAUGGUAUUUCAGCGAAUCAACAACCAUUGACGUGCAUUGUCGUGGUGCAAAGAUGUAUUUUCCCAUCUCAGACAUGUUAUUUUGGGAAGCAUCUGUUAUAUUUCCUGAAGCACGCCUAAUCAAUGCAGCGUGCUUUUCUCUUUGCCCUUACUUUUUAUUUAACACUUUACAUUGCAUUUCAACUAAAUAUAUUUAAUUAGCUAAGGCCCGGUCUAAACGCCGCAUUUUACAUGCGCCGAAUCAAAUUAUUGAAUUACAUGCAUGUAAAAUGCGACGUUUAAAUCAAUUAAAUUCGACAGGUUUGAAUUAAGUGCGACUUCAGUCGAACAUUCGACUGACUCAGUCGAAUAUUCGACUAAAAGUCGAUUGUUGAUUUAAACGCCGCAUUUUACAUGAGUCGAAUCUAAUGCAUAAAUUAUGUUAAAAUAUUAUUACCUAUAACUCCACGGUUUCAUGCAAAACGACAUGCGCAGAUAGGCGUAUAUACAGCUACAACAAGCAUGGCCGAAGUUGAUGACUGUUUUUCUUGUUCAAUCGAGACGAAAUACGCUUGUUUAACAACUCUUUCUCGACAUAUAUGAUAUAUCGCAAUUACAGUAUUAUGAUUCAAUUGUUUCUAUAAUGUAAAUAUCUCAGCGAGUAUUUACUCCCUUUUACAGUAAACGAAAACCACCAUUGAAAUUCUCACAAAAUACCCGUUUAAACGGAGGGUCAAAUGCCGUUAAAACAUUACACAAACUCCAAAACAAUCAUACAUUUACUCAUGCACCCUUGGCCAAACAUUCUGAAUACUAAACUUUUCGUUAUUCUCUCAAAGGCCAUGGAAGUAAAAUGUAUUCAAGCGCUCUCAUGUUACAAAGUUACGUUUGAAUAGAGUGAAUAUACGGCGAGAAGAAACAUUUAUUUGGAAUUUUUCAAGAUAUCGGGUUUUACUCGCACGCGCCACGCACUACUGAAUACUUGACAAAUAAGAAGCACCAUGCAUCUUCUGCCUUCUCCUUGCCAAGAGGUUAUUUACUGCCAUAUCCAUUAACAGUCGUCGUUUUCUGUUGGCAUGAAUGAUGUUUGAUAGGCAUAAACGCAAAGUUUUUUCUCUUACAACUUCAUCCGCCAUGUAUAGUUUGGAUUUGGCGCCAUUUGACGUGCUUUGCAAAUUAAUUAAAUUCGACAAUUAAAUUCGACGUCUGAAUUAAAAUUUGAAAAAUGUCAAUUCAAGUCGACUCGAAUAUGUAUUUGAUUCGACGCAUGUAAAAUGCGGCGUUUAGACUUGGCCUAAUAUUAACAAUAUUAACUAGGUUUUGUUAUUAGAUAUGCGCUGUAAAAGUGCGCAAUGCAAAACUGAUGAAUCACCUUAAAGGCAUUCAGUUAGAUUUAGAGACAGUCCUUUAGGUGUACGGGGCCAAUUCGUUCCGGGGAGGAGGUUAAAUUAAAGUUUGCCAUUGUACGAUUGUUUUCACCACAUUACAUAUCUAAGAGGCUGUUUAUAUAGAAGCCGGGCUGACCGGCUUAGCGAGACAGGUUCGGUAAGCGAAAUCUCCCUGUGUAGUUAUUUUUAUGGUAAAAAUUACCAUGCGUUUCUAUGGCUGGCCCGGUUGCCGAGGUCUCGCUUGAAAGAGGCGAGAUCCACUUACCGGGAUGAAGAUUUCUCCAUAGAAACACUUGCAAGCUAUUUUGAACUGUCAAAACAACGAAAUUGUCCCGGCAAAUGGGAUGGCAUUUCCUCAUUAUUAUUAUUAUUAAAACUUAUUUACAAACAAUAACCCUUCAGCCUACGCUGCUUUUAAAGGGGUUGUUUACAUAAAAUAAAGUACAAAAUAAAUAUUUACAAAAUAGUAUAAGUAUUUACAAAAUAGUGUAGUUGACUAGGAGUCUUUACAAUUGGAUAUUUUUUUUCAACGUAGGUGAUUGUUGAGCUUAGUUUUAAAAGAAUGUAUCGUCAACUGUUCGUAAACGUCUAAGAUUUCGUUAGGUAAUGAGUUCCAGGCGGAAGCUCCUCGAUAUGAAAAUGACUUUUUCAUAAAUGAUCUAUUAGGUUUAUCGAGAGUUAGUUUCCGCCCGUUGCUCCGCAUGUGGUGACUUCUAUUAUCACAGUAGGAGAACAUAUUACUGAUGCACUCCGGCGCUAUACCUCGGAUAGCCUUAAACGUAAUUAGAAAUUCUCUUUUUUUAAGAAUGUUAUUAAUUGGAUGCCAACCUAGACUCUGGAGGAUUGUUUUUGAUCUUGUUUCAUAGUUUAAUCCAGUAAUUAUACGAGCGGC
Messenger RNA from Paramuricea clavata, 6820 nucleotides. Lineage: Eukaryota; Metazoa; Cnidaria; Anthozoa; Malacalcyonacea; Plexauridae. The record is from the annotation of a GenBank genome assembly.